This is a messenger RNA of Manduca sexta (tobacco hornworm), 3795 nucleotides long. It is a transcript of the gene Fatp, whose product is annotated as long-chain fatty acid transport protein 4-like. NCBI's taxonomy places the organism in Eukaryota, Metazoa, Arthropoda, Insecta, Lepidoptera, Sphingidae. Gene Ontology annotation, biological process: triglyceride homeostasis. The coding region runs from base 254 to 2353 and encodes 699 amino acids. Gene Ontology annotation, molecular function: long-chain fatty acid transmembrane transporter activity; long-chain fatty acid-CoA ligase activity. The record is from RefSeq and is a predicted model, not a curated record. The transcript is spliced from 14 exons. Gene Ontology annotation, cellular component: endoplasmic reticulum.
GCUUCCUGCGUCCACACUUCACAGAAGAACAAACACGCGGCGCGGCGCGGCGUCAGCGUGCGUAUUCGUGUGUCGAACCCGAACCGAGCGCGACGUGAUAACUUUCCACGAAAAUAGUGAUAAACAGUGAAUUCGUUCGGAAAUAUUUAAUACAAUAAGCAGUAGAAAAAAUGUCCGAAGUACCUAACUAAAUAUUACAACAAUAUACUUCAUUAUAUCAAGAUACCAACAAUAAAGGUAUUGCAUCACUAAGAUGUCAAAUGUCGAGAUGACUCUAGACAACAAUAUGAAUAAAACUGACAAUCAUAAAGAUGAGGUCAAACAAAACGGAAUUGAUGUGGAAAGAGGCAAUUUUAAAAAACCAGAACCGAGUAAUAUACCUUGGAGUAAGAUAAUUGUCGUGAUGUUGGCUUUGGCAGUCCUCGUGGCUGCGUGUGCAGUGACCUGGAUAUUCCAGGAUUGGCAGACAAGUCUCCAAGUGUUUGCCAUUCUGGUUGUGGUGUACCUUAUAGGAUUCUACUGGAGAUGGUUGUACGUCGCAGCCAGGACCGCCCCGCGCGAUUUCAAGGCUUUGUGGUGUUAUAUUAAGAUUUUGAGGUUAUCAAGAACAUUCACUAAGAAGAAAUGGGCAAUGCCAGAUAUUUUCCAUCAAAUGGUAAAAAAGCAUCCCGACAAAGCGUGCUUCUUAUUCGAAAACGAAACGUGGACUUUCAAACAGGUGGAAGACUACAGCUUGAGAGUUACUGCUGUACUCAAAGCACAGGGCGUUAAGCGUGGAGAUGUAGUCGCUGUGAUGAUGAACAACUAUCCCGAAAUGCCGGCUAUCUGGCUCGGCGUCACUCGUAUAGGCGCUGUUUCCCCCCUCAUCAACACUCAUCAGGCAGGCAACACUCUCCUUCACUCAAUCAAUGUUGCAAAGUGUGAUAUCGUGAUCUACGGAAGCGAGUUCCAAACAGCCUUCGAUGAAAUAUCUAAAGAAUUGAACCCGAAUAUUAAGUUGUUAAAGUUUAUACGCCGUCCCCUGAACACUUGCGACUCUAGCGUGAAAAUUGUAGAGUCGGUUAAUGAUUUCACCAGCAUGCUUGAAUCCACUACGCCUGCCCCGUGGUCUUUGGCCGAUGGAGAUGGCUUCAAUGGAAAACUGUUAUACAUCUACACCUCAGGAACUACAGGAUUGCCUAAAGCAGCUAUUAUAUCUUCCUCGAGAAUGGUGUUCAUGGCAUCAGGCGUCCACUACUUAGGCAGUCUGCGAAGAAAUGACGUCAUUUAUUGCCCUAUGCCCUUGUACCAUUCAGCCGGCGGUUGCAUCACAGUCGGGCAAGCGUUCAUAUUCGGUUGCACUGUCGCAUUGAGGACAAAGUUUUCGGCCUCUGCAUACUUUCCAGAUUGCAUUAAGUUCAACGCAACGGUUGCUCACUACAUCGGUGAAAUGUGUCGGUACGUGUUAGCAACACCUCCCUCAGCCACAGACAGACAACACAAAGUACGCACAGUGUACGGCAACGGAAUGAGGCCUUCAGUUUGGCCUGAUUUCGUAAAGAGGUUUAACAUUAAAAGGGUUGUGGAGUUUUACGGAGCUACUGAAGGCAAUGCGAAUAUAGUGAAUGUCAACAACAAAGAAGGUGCGAUCGGAUUCGUGUCGAGAAUAAUUCCCGCUGUGUAUCCCAUCGCCAUUCUCAAAGUGGACGAGGACACAGGAGAGCCGAUCAGAAACUCGAAAGGAUUAUGUCAGUUGGCAAAACCACAUGAGCCCGGAGUGUUUAUUGGUAAAAUCCAACACGACAAUCCUGCAAGAAUUUUCCUGGGAUACGUGGAUAAGCAGGCGUCUGACAAGAAAGUCGUCAGAAACGUGUUCCGAUUCGGCGAUUCGGCUUUCAUAUCAGGCGACAUCCUGGUGGCGGACGAGCUCGGCUACCUGUACUUCCGCGACCGCACCGGCGACACGUUCCGCUGGCGCGGCGAGAACGUCUCCACCACUGAAGUCGAAGCCGUCGUCUCGAGGUUCGCGGACCAAAGAGACGCUGUGGUGUACGGCGUUGAGAUUGCUAAUACUGAAGGCAGAGCUGGCAUGUGCGGCAUCGUGGAUGCAGAGGGCACGCUCGACCUAGAUAAACUCAUUAAAGACAUCGCCAAGGACUUACCCAAGUAUGCGAGGCCAGUGUUCAUAAGAGUCAUGCCCAGCGUCGAUAUGACUAGUACGUUUAAGCUGAGGAAAGUCGAUCUCCAAAAGGAGGGAUACAACCCAGCUGUGGUCAAGGACAAAUUAUAUUAUCUAGAUCCAAAAUUAGAUAAAUAUGUACCUUUAGGUCAGGAAGAGUUCGAUAAAAUCCAGGCGGGACAAAUUAGACUGUGAUUUAAAUUUUAAGAUUAAUUUAUUUUGAUAUUCACUUAAAAUGUACAUUCGGGUAAGAUAUGCCUUUGUAAAAAUAUAUUAUUUAGUUUUGUAAGAGUUAGAAAUUGGUCUAUAAUUAUAGUUAUGAUAUAUUUAAUAAAUGAGUUACUAUUUUGACAAUAGGUCAAGUGGGAUAUUUUGUAAAAAUCAAUAUGCACCUUAAAACUUUAGUGAUAAUGACCAUCAAGUUUGUUAAAACAUUGCAAUGAUAAGUGAUGAAAAUAAAUUAAUUUAUAUUAAAAUUCUAUAGUAAUAGACAGAAUAAGGCCCAUCACUGUAAAAGACUGGCAAUAAACAUAGUUUAACAACUGCCCAAACUUUAUAUGUGAGAAAUAAUUUAAAAUGGUUUCUGCUAGAACAUUUUUUGGUUGAUAACUAGUUAUAUUUUUGUACUGUGUCCGCUCAAUUACGACUACUACUCUAAAUUAAAUCACAUUUUUCAUUUCAUCUCUUGACAUUUAUAAAUAUUUAUUUAUCUUAGAAUCGAGCUGUCCAAUUUUUUUUUUAAAUAUAUGGGUACUUUAUCAUUUUGCGAUAACGUCUGUAGUAGAGCAGGCGACAAGCCGUCUGUGAAACUAGAUACUCGGUUUCGUUCCUGUGUAUAAAUAAGUUUUGUGGUUAUUAUUAGCAAAUUCAUGUUUUGGGUUUGGCUGUUCUAAAGCAUCAUUUGUCGUUAAAUGUUUUCCGUAAUCCUUUAAUCUGCUCACAAAACCAAAUAAGCAUUUUAUUGUAGAUUCAAAAUUAAUGUGUGACAAUUUAUUAAUUUAUUUACUGCAAAGAAGUAUCAAUAGGACAUAGGCAGUCUUACUUAUUAACUUGUUUUAGCCUUAAGACUCAGUAAGACUUGGUUAAGAAUUGUUUAAAUAUCUGUCAAAGACAUCACCGGUUUCCUCGUAUAAACUUUAUAGAUCGUGAAUUUGUGUUUUAACUAAGCAUAGUUUUGCGAAUUUUUUAUAAGUAAGACUGAUUUUCCACAAACGGCUUUUUAUGUGACAGAAAUUCUUACCUAAAUAAUUUUUAUAUACUUACUUGGAUAGAACUCAAAAACGAGCCUAUUGAAACAAAUUGUUUAAUUUAAAGAACUUCAACUAUGAAAUUUUUAAAAUUUUAUUUUAUUUACAUUUUACCUACACUUGAUAUGAACGCGUUCGAAACAUAAAUUCUACUUCAUUGGAACUCACCAUUUAAAUUUAUGUAAAAAAAAAAAUUAGUUAAUUAUUUAUUCCACCUCCUUUGACGAAUCAAUGAAAUUAUUUCUAUGGGCUACUUUGCCACGACACGACUUUAUAGUUUAUAUUACUUAUAAAUGGAGGGGUCUAAAAUUAUACUUUUAAUAUACAAUCAUGUUGAAGUCGGUUGUAAUUUGUUCGAAAUAAAUGACCAGCGGCCAUACAAACAGCGGA